Molecule: messenger RNA, 594 nt
Organism: Ornithodoros turicata
Lineage: Eukaryota; Metazoa; Arthropoda; Arachnida; Ixodida; Argasidae
Exons: 3
Coding region: 84-590 (168 amino acids)
Source: RefSeq, a predicted model, not a curated record
CGUCCUGAGGCAAUUCCCCUUGUACUUCCUUACUGGUUCACUGGAUUUCUUCCAAUCGUUUUGGUUUGUUCUUUGAAGUGACAAUGGCAACGAGCGACUCCAUUCGUGUCAAGCAGGAACUCGUUGAUAGCAGCUUCUGUGCGCCAGUGGGAAAACGUGGAGAACCCGACGAGUGGAUAACUAGUGACUGUCCAGAAGAAGAAGAAACAAUGGCAGCAAGGAGUGUUUCCAUCAGUAUCAAGGAAGAACCUCGGGACACCACAUUUAGCAUUCUACCAGGAAGCCAGGACAGCAACAACGGCUCAGAUGGCAAGAUGUCUGCCACAAGUGCUCAGUCAUGCGACUCACCCUCGGCGGCGCAGACGUCGCAGCGUAAGGUUCGAAAGUGUUUUCGUAUCAACGAAGACGUGCGCCUGCUUCAAGAAGUCGUGUCGUCACGUCCGUUUGAGCGCCCGGACAAGUGGGACGUCGUUUUGAGGAACGUUGAACGUGCCGUAAAGCGCAAGUUGACGAUGAGGGGGAUCAAGGAUCGCGUUGACCUCCUCAUCGGUUACUUUCGACAGCAGGACGGGGUGACCCUAAGGAAGUAAGUCG